CUUGAAACUGUAAGCAGGAAGAUGAAUUUCACUCGUAAUUUUUCCAAAAGUGUCAAAUCCAUAAGUGUUUGCAACAGUGUUACUUCGAUGAAAUGGCGCGCAACGGACUGCAGUUAUGCAGGCGCGUCGCGCACGUCGAGAAUCGAUGAUCCGUCCGAUAUCUCGAAAUCUACCGAUGAUACAUGUCGAUCGAAGACAGAAAUCGCGGGAAAAUCACGUGACAGAAAAUAUGCCACUAUGGCUACAGCAACGGGGAACGUUCUGCAAGAAGCACCGGAACCGUGGGGACUUCCGGUGUUUGGAACACUUUUCGAGUUUUUGUUUUUUGGCGGACCGAAGAAACAGCACGAGUAUGUUGAUAAAAGACACAGGGAACUGGGUCCUGUUUACAGAGAACGUUUGGGACCCAUCACGGCGGUGUUUGUUAAUUCUCCCGAUGAGUAUCGGAAGAUAUUUCGAUUGGAAGGUGCAGCACCGAAACAUUUUUUGCCGGAAACGUGGACCCUCUACAAUGAGAUACGAAAACGGCGACGCGGUUUAUUGUUCAUGAACGGCGAAGAGUGGAUACACUUUCGUAAGAUAUUAAACAAAAUAAUGUUAAUGCCAGACCCAACGAAUUUAAUGGGUGAUUCCUGUCACGAAGUAGCUAAAAGACUCGUACAAAAGUGGGAUAAACAAAUUGACACAAACGCUGUUAUCGAGAACAUACAGGUUCAGCUUUAUCAAUGGUCUAUUGAGGCGAUGAUGGCUACCUUAAUGGGUACAUAUUGGCACUCUUGUAAACAACAAUUAUCUCAAGAUUACGAAAAGUUAGCAAGAACGUUGUAUAAAAUAUUUGAAUAUUCAGCUAAAUUAUAUACGGUGCCGGCUAAAUUAGCGAUGACUUUACGGUUACCAGCCUGGACGAAAUUUGUCGAAUCAGCCGACACGGUUUUCGAAAUCGUUCGAAUUCUGGUACCGGAAAUGACUCGAGUAGCUGGCGACGGUUUAUUAAAAAGAAUGAUGGACGAGGGGAUUCAUGAGGAGGAUGCAAUUUGUAUCGUUACCGACUUUAUUUUAGCAGCUGGCGAUACGACAGCGACUAAUCUGCAAUGGAUACUAUUAUUGCUCUGUAGACAUCCUGACAAGCAACAAAAAUUGUUCGAACACUUAAAGAACCUUCAACAGAAAGAAUUGCUGCGCGAUUCUUUAUUAAAAGGAGUUAUUAAAGAGUCUCUUAGAUUAUAUCCAAUUGCUCCAUUCAUUUCUCGAUAUUUACCGGAAGAUAGCGUGAUCGGUAAUUACUUUGUACCAAAAGGGGAAUUACUGGUGCUUUCACUUUAUUCAAGCGGUCGAAACAGCGUAAAUUUUCCGCGACCGAAUGAAUUCCUUCCGGAAAGAUGGAUUAGAACGGAAGAUGGUACUUAUGAAGGUGUAGUACACCCACACGCGAGUCUACCAUUUGCCUUGGGUGCAAGAAGCUGUAUUGGUCGAAAACUUGCGGAGAUACAAAUAUCGCUUGCUUUGGCAGAGCUGAUUAAGAAAUUUGAAAUAGAAUGUAUAAACAAAGAUCAAGUGGAAUUAAUGUUACACUUGAUUUCUAUUCCAUCGGAAUCGAUAAAAUUGAAAUUGAAGCGAAGAUAAUGCAGGAGGUAAAGAAAAGAAUACAGGGAAGUAAAUGUUCCAUUCGUACUUUUGAUUUUAUUCAUUUUCCUUUUCAUCAUGAAGCAUUUAUAUAUUUUAUCCGUAUAUGCUAGAAUCGAAUGAACCAGAUUUUAUAUAUCUUGGCUAUUAUAUAUGUACAAUUAUUUAUCAUUUCAGUGCAUCAAAGGAUGCUCACAAAAUUAUUAAUAUACAUCAAUCCCUUGCUUUAAAAUAUAUUCACAAUAAGCACGAUUAGGGUAUAGAUUGAAUAAAAUAUUUUACAAUAUAAAAGUCUUAUUAAUUGCAUCCUAAUUAAAGAAUGAAGAUUAAAUGAUUGGACGCUAUCACU
Molecule: messenger RNA, 1972 nt
Organism: Megachile rotundata (alfalfa leafcutting bee)
Lineage: Eukaryota; Metazoa; Arthropoda; Insecta; Hymenoptera; Megachilidae
Gene: sad
Product: Cytochrome P450 family protein sad
Biological process (GO): C21-steroid hormone biosynthetic process; cholesterol metabolic process; cellular response to peptide hormone stimulus
Cellular component (GO): mitochondrial inner membrane
Molecular function (GO): monooxygenase activity; heme binding; oxidoreductase activity, acting on paired donors, with incorporation or reduction of molecular oxygen
Source: RefSeq, a predicted model, not a curated record